Messenger RNA from Bombina bombina (fire-bellied toad), 7150 nucleotides. RefSeq names its product PHD finger protein 3 (gene PHF3). The transcript is spliced from 18 exons. Gene Ontology annotation, biological process: DNA-templated transcription. The coding region runs from base 286 to 6294 and encodes 2002 amino acids. NCBI's taxonomy places the organism in Eukaryota, Metazoa, Chordata, Amphibia, Anura, Bombinatoridae. The record is from RefSeq and is a predicted model, not a curated record. Gene Ontology annotation, cellular component: nucleus.
CGUGCUCGUGCACGGACUCACUGUUGGGUAAAUGCGCGUGUAAGAAGGCCGUAGGUAUGAGCUGCUUUUCACCCGUGAACGCCCCCUUCUCGUAAAGUUUUUGUGAAUCUUCUAUCAAAACGUUUGUCAUACGGCACGAAAAGAAAAAAAAAAUGGCUAGUGACAAAGCUGCUCAUGCGCUCUUAUUCGUCAUGGAUUUUCUCUAUGUCACAGAAGACUAACAGGAAAUGUUAGAGGGUCGGAGGAAGCAGCCGAAAAAGGACUGAUUGAUAUACAGAAGUCUUCAUGGAUAUAGUUGACACCUUCAACCAUUUAAUCCCUACAGAACACUUAGAUGAUGCCCUUUUUCUAGGACCCAACCUAGAAAGUGAAGGUUUGGAUGAAUUUACCAAUAGCCAACAUGUCCUAGAGGAUUCACUGAAGAACAUGCUUAGUGACAAAGAUCCUAUGCUAGGGUCUGCAAGCACCCAGUUCUGCUUACCAGUUUUAGAUAACACUGAUCCAAAUUUUCAACUGUCUUCUUCAACAGUGGUUGGUCUUGACGAUAUAAUGGAUGUGGAUGUAAAAGAAACUAUUGGUGAUCCUAAUGAUGAUGAUGACCUAAUUCUUCCAAGCAAAAAUGAUAGAUUGACAGAACCUAUGUUAAAGUCAUUAAGAAAGUCACCUAGGUUAAUAAUACAAGAAUCUGUAAGAAACUUACGACAGAGUACUGUGGACAAGUCUCCACAUUCUUCAAAGGUGACUGGUCCCAAAAAAGGCAAAUCAAGAAAAGAUGCUUCAGGAGACCACAUGAAAGAGCAAAAUGAUUCUUUAAGCUCAAAACCAGAGCAAGACGAGAAGGAAAAACAAGAUCAAGUAGAACAGUUAAACAUUUCAUCUUCAAAUUCAAGGAGAUCAACAAGACUGGCAAAUAAAGAAUUCCAGGAGACAAAGAUAAUAGAGGAAAAUGUUAAGGAAAACGUUACAGCAAGUGAAAUCAGUAAUGAUAAUUUAGUUGGUGCGAGUUCAACACUAAAUGAAGAUGGUAAAUCUGAAAUUGAACAUAAACAAAGUCCUACAUCAAAUGAAAGUGGGGAAAAAAUACAAAAUGAAAUGUCUAUACAGAGCAAAGCAAAUUUGCAAAAAGGCAGUUGCCCUAUAACAGAUUUAUUAACGUCACACGAAGGAAUUGAAUGUGAAAAAGAAAUGAAAAACCCCACAGUUGAAAAAACAGACAUAAAUUAUGAUAAGGUUCAUGAGGAGCUUGCUUUGUUGUCUGGGGCUGUUAAAUGUAACUUGGGUGUUAAAGGACAUUUAGACUCUGAAAGCAAUUGUGAAAUUAAGAAACAAACUGAUAUUAUUGUUAAAGAAGAGAUUGCUGUAGAAACAAGUUUGGAUAUUCCUGAAAUUGACUUAAGAGCUAUUUCUGAUAGCAAAUGCUUUAUGAAAGAAGAAAGCAGCAUUAUGGUUAAUGAAGAAAUUUUGCAAGAUGAAGAUAAUGUGCAGCUAAAAGGCCAAGAGGUGUCGCAAAUAGAAAUUUGUAAGAAAGCCAGUCUUGGAAAAAAAGGUCCAAAAAAAUCAAACCCUCGUCCCCGAAAAUCACCUUUACAGCCAACAGCUAGUGAAUGUGAAAAAAUGGUUGACAAAAAAGAAGUCAAGUUAAAACCUAAAAAUCAAAAAAGGAAAAAAAAUACUAACACUCCAGAUCCUGAGCCUGAUGAGAAAGUUGUCAUUAUGAAGAAGAAGAAAACGGAGAUUACAAAGAAUUAUAAGAAAGAUAUAAAAAAAAAAAUGGUAAAACGGAAAAUAGAUGUAAAACAGCAAGCACAUGUAGAGUCCUCCCUGAAACAACCAUUGUGUGAUGGAUCAAGAGAAUCACCCCGACCUGUACCAGCUCCUACUUAUGCACAUGCUAAAAGCAUGUCCCACAGCAGUGAAAAAACAGUUACCAAGCACCAGACGGCAGCCAUGUCCAAGAUAAGCAGCCUGGAAAAUGAGGUUGGUGAUCAAAAAGAUACUGUGGAUCCCUUUGAAGAGAAAAUUAAGAAUAAAAAGUCUAUUCCACCACGCCUAAGAAAAAGCAGUAAAAGUAUUUCAGUUGAUGAGCCUCAACUGUUUAUUCCAGACAACAUUCCUACUGUAAAAAAAGAAGGCGCAGACGCAACAUCCCCAAAUGAAAAGUAUUUGUUGAAUCAUGCCAAGCACUGUAGUUCUUGCAGAAAACUUCAUGGUAAUAGAUUCAUGGUUGGUUGUGGAAGGUGUGAUGAGUGGUUUCAUGGAGAUUGUGUUGGACUGAGCAUCUCACAAGCACAAGAAAUGGAAAAUGAAGACAGAGAAUACAUAUGCUUAAAAUGCAACACUGAAGAAGUGAAGGUGGAGACAUCUGAUUCAAGUGCAUCUGAUACUCUGCAGAAAAUAAUUGCACAUCAAGAACUUAAAGUGACUGAAUCUGAUAAGCCAGUGACUAAACCACUGGAGACACUUGUACUUCAUGAGCAACACAAGCUGGUAGACUAUACAACAAAGCACAAAGUGAAACUUUUUAGAAAGGACUCAGGGGAUGGGAGACAUGAACCAGAAAACAAAGAUUCAGAAAUAAAAAAGCAUACUGUGUCUCACAGAAAAAACAUGCAGUAUGGUACAGAAUCCCACAGACUUCCUGAUGAGAAGCAUGAAAAGGCUUUGAAAGGUUCUUCAGUUGUACCAUUUCAUGAAGAAAAGACUACUAAAUCUACAGGCUUAAUUGAUAAACAAGAGAAUAAGAAAAAGAAACAAGAGAAAAAAGGGCCAUCACAUAGUGUACACCCUUCAACUCCUCCUACUCCAAAGCCUUCUGUUGAUCAGAUCAGACAAAGUGUCCGUCAGUCUUUAAAAGAUAUACUGCUGAAAAGACUUUCAGAAUCAAGUUCAAAGAUUCCUGAGGAAAGGGCAACAAAAGUUUCUUCCAGAGUAGAAAAAGAAUUGUUUUCAUUUUACCGGGACACUGAUUUGAAAUAUAAAAACAAGUAUAGAAGCUUAAUGUUUAACCUUAAAGAUCCUAAAAACAACGUAUUAUACAAGAGAGUUUUGAAAGGAGAAAUCACUCCUGAGCAUUUAAUCAAGAUGAGCCCAGAGGAGUUAGCUUCCAGAGAACUUGCGGCUUGGAGACAGAGAGAAAACAGACAUACAAUUGAGAUGAUUGAAAAGGAACAGCGGGAAGUUGAACGUAGACCAAUUACCAAGAUUACACACAAAGGAGAAAUUGAAAUCGAAAGUGAAGCCUCUAUAAAAGAAUCUGAAGAUAUGGAUAAUGAGGGCUCUGGGGCUUACCUUCUCCCCCCUUCGCAAAGAAACAACCACACUCCCCCUCUUGGCGAUGAGACCCAUGCAACCUCAGAGAAACCACAGCGGCUCAUAGCUGGUCUGGAAUCCGUUGUAAAGCAUGUAGAAAAAGAAGAAGAAAUUCCUAAAGAUAAUGAUGAAUCCACUGAAACCACAUCAGAUACAACCACACAACAUAAGAAUCAUCUCUUUGACUUAAAUUGUAAAAUAUGUACAGGCCGAAUUGCUCCUCCUGCUGAAGACCUUUCUCCUAAAAAAGUGAAAAUAUUCCCAGGAUUAAUACAUAAACAAUCGGAUACUGAUGUUGAUAACACCUCCGAUGAACAUUGUUCAUCUACUAUUUUGCAAAUGGACCUUUUAGAGGCGGAGAGACCAGUAUCACCUAAGGAUGAAUUUUCUUCCCCUUCAAGUUCUGAACCAUUUAGUAUUACUGACAUAGCUGAUGGUGAAUCUUCAUUUUUGGCUCGUAUGACCUACAUUUGGAAAGGAUUUCUGAAUAUGCCAUCUGUGGCGAAAUUUGUUAUCAAAGCUUACCCAGUUUCUGGUUCACUUGAGAAUUUAACAGAGGAUCUUCCUGAAAGUAUUCAAGUUGGAGGUAGGAUAUCACCACAAACGGUUUGGGAUUAUGUUGAUAAAAUUAAAGCAGCAGGAACAAAGGAAACUUGUUUAAUUCGCUUUAGCCCUGAAACAGAAGAGGAUCAGAUAUCUUAUACAUUGCUAUACUCAUAUUUCAGCAGCAGAAAACGUUAUGGUGUAGUAGCAAAUAAUAUGCGACAAGUCAAAGAUAUGUACCUCAUACCCUUGGGUGCCUCUGAAAAAAUUCCACACUUUUUUGUACCUUUUGACGGGCCAGGGCUUGAAGUGCAUAGACCAAAUUUGCUGCUGGCUUUGAUAAUUCGGCAAAAAAUGAAAAGACCACAUAUUCCAAGCCUUGAUGAGGAACCUGUGGGAACAAUAUUAACUGUUCCAUCAGAUAAAAAAAGCAGGGUUGGCAUUGCUGAUGAAGAUGAUGAAGAAGAUGAUGAAAAUGAUUUUUUUAACUCAUUUACUACUGUAUUACAUAAAAAUAGAAACAGAGCACCCCUUUCAGAUACAGAUGAACCUCAGGCCGUAGUAGAUUGUGUACCUGAAAUAAUAAAGAAGGAGCCAACAAAGCCCCUACGAUUUCUACCUGGAGUGUUGGUUGGUUGGGAAAAUCCACACUCAACUCUUGAUCUAGCCAACAAUCCCCUACCUGUUGAUGAUAUCUUGGAAAGUCUUUUAGGUACAGCUGAAAAUGCAAAUGAAAUUAAAAAAUCAGUUGCAUCUAUCUCUAAUGUUGAAAAGCCAGGCACAGAUGAGAACAUUGUCUUGAAAGAAAACAGUGGGGCUUCUGAAAUAUUAUCAGAUGUUAAAACUGCAGAACUGGAGACAGUAACUGAGCAUGCUGUAGAAACUUUGGAGAAGACAGCUUUGUUAACUCAACCACAGUCUGCAGCUUUACCAAGCAUUUCUCUAAAAGGAAAACCUCCAGAUGUUUCCACAGAGGCAUUUUUAGCAAAUAUUAAUAUUCAUCCAGACAAAGACAUUUCAGAAAGAGAUAUUUUAAAUGAACCUGGUGAUGCCAAAGUUGAACAAGAAUUGAAAACGGACCAGAUGUUCCCUCCGGUAGUUGAAAACCUAGGUAAAGAUAGCAUUGGUAAUAUUACUACAUCACCACCUGAAAGUGUCUCAGUUGUUACAAAAUCUCCAAAGCUAAUAAGUAUAAAAAGGGAUCCAAGACAAGCUGCUGUAAGAACCCAAGUUAACUUAUUAGAUACUAAAGAUAAUGAGCUUAACAGAAAUGAAGUGUAUACACUAAAAGAUAAAGACAGUGGAAGUACAUCUUUGCAUAAAAGAAAUAAAGUAAAGAAAUCAUCCAGUGAUGAAAAGAAUUUACCUGUUUUUAAGAGUGGACAGUCAAAAGGUGGAUUACUUUGCAGUUCUAAGGAAGAUGAACUGGAACCUUCUGAAAAAUCUAAGUGUGAUGAGGCUAAGUCUUUUACUAAAGAUCUUUUAAUUGAUGAUACAGACCCUCUUAUACAAUUUAAAAGAGCGUUGGCUGCAAAUAAAUCUCAGGCACAAACUUCAAAUACACCUCACUUGGAAACUGCUUCCAAAAAUACAGCUUCUAACCUUGGUGUGGCCUUUUCUUCUGUUAGGUUACAGCAACCUCAAUUCCUUCCAUUAAAAAGCAGCAGUUCUGCAUUUCCGUUUCAGCAGAAUACCAAUUAUCCUCUACAAGGAAACCCAAUGUUUCCCUACAGUGCACAUUUACCACCUCUUCUUCCUACUCCACUAGGUAUAGGUUUCCCAAGACCACCACGAUUUCAGCCUCCAGAGGGUGUAUUACAUAACCCUUUGUUAGCUUGGCAUGCAACUGUUCAGUUACCUCCCCAUCCUGCACAUUAUUUGGGACCAGUAGCUCCUGGACCACUUUUGGGCCCUGAUCAAGCAAGGUAUCAAGGUCCACAGAAGUUUUAUCACAAAGAUUAUAAAAUUCCAGAGAGACGUCAUAGUGAUCCAUGGGACAAGUUAGAUCGUCUUUCAGAGAGAACCUUUAGUCGGGGAAGCAGAGGUGAAUAUCGAAAAAGAUUAUAUAGUGAAUCUCAUCACUCAAGAGAAAAGAGACAUUAUAAAAAAGAUUCUGGAAAUGACAGACACGGAGACAAGGACUCUGAAAGAAGUAGACAUAGAGACAAGGACAGAAGUCAUGACAGAGAAAGGAAAGGCCGUGAUGAUUCUUAUAGAGAGAGAUCACGAUCUUCCCACGAUGAAAAGGUCUCUGAUAAUAAAACACACAAAGAAGGGAAACGUACAGACAAAUCUAAAAGUGAGGAACAUGUCUAUGAUAAAGAAAGAGAAAAGAAUAGGGACAGAAAUAGGGACAGAGAAGAAUUAAAAGAAAGAGAAAGACAUCACAAGGACAGAGACAGAGACCAUGGAGACAAAAUAAAAACUAAAAGAUUAGCUUGACCUUCUGGGUGUACCUGAUAGGUUUGUGCCAUCUUUUUCUACUGUCAGUGUUUUUGAGAGACACUCUAUUAUAAAGGAUAGAUAACCAACAUGUUAUCUUUUAUGUCACUAAAAUUGUAAUAUUUUAUAAUCAGUCUUUUACACCGAUGUACAUUUACUGUUACCAGGUAUUUCUAUUUUUUUUAAAUAUGCAAUAAGCUUAAUAUAUAUGUCAACGCAUCACCUAGUAUGCAGCCAUUGACACUUUGUGCAAUUUUAUGUGUUAACAUUUUAAUGAGCUAUUCAAUACAUGUUUUAUUGCACUGUUUUUAAGUAUUGGAGAUAAUUGGUGAUGCAGAAGUUGGACAAUGCAACAUACUUGGUUCUGUAAAAUGCUUUUCUUUUGAUCAAAUGUGGAAAAGUGAUCCCAUUUAAAAUUACCCCAGCAUCAAAAUGGAGUGUUAUCACAGAUUAUGUGUUUGGUUUCUGUAGCUUUGAAAGUGCACUUGCUGUAGAAAAAAUGUAUUUGAAUCUUUCAAGCUUCAAUUUUAUAGUCUUAGAAAUUUUCUUUGCGCUUUAAAUACUUGAAAUCUGAGCUUGUACAUUCUUGUGUUUUUGCUAUUUUUAUACUAUAAAAUGUAAAUAUUUUAAGGAAUAUUUUGAUUCUAAAGAUAAAUUUAACAUAUUUUGUCUCAUUAAUAAGUGUGAAAUAUUGUGUUAAAUCCUGUAUAACAUAAAUGCUGUAGUUAAAAUUCUUGCAUUUGCUUUAAAUAUUUUUGCUCUUGUUCUUAUUCAUCAUUUUUGCUUAUGUUUUUGUCCAAAUGUUACUUUGCUUUUGAAGAGUCAGGGUUGCUUUGCAAUAAACAUUAUAGCAUAA